Messenger RNA from Mercenaria mercenaria, 2320 nucleotides. RefSeq lists its product as uncharacterized. NCBI's taxonomy places the organism in Eukaryota, Metazoa, Mollusca, Bivalvia, Venerida, Veneridae. The coding region runs from base 646 to 1782 and encodes 378 amino acids. The transcript has a single exon. The record is from RefSeq and is a predicted model, not a curated record.
AAAUCACUUGCCAAAACACGUUUAAAAUGGCGGAAUGUGGUAAAUUAAAUUCAGCUAAAAUCAACUCCGGCGAUGCUGUUCCUGGGCGUAAAGAACAAACAUUAUGUCAGCCAUGUUCAAGAAAGGAUUUACAAACAACGGCUGAUGUGUUUUGUUCAGAUUGUGACGAAUUUCAGUGCAAUGAAUGUUCAAAGGCACAUACAGUUUAUUCGUUUAUGAAAAAUCACAAGUUAUUGAAUGCGACAGACGUUAAAUCAAAACAAACUUCCUUUGAUAUGAAAGGAAUGGACAAUUGUGAACAGCACAGUGAAUUGUUGAAAUUCUUCUGUGAAGACGAGAAUAAGCUCUGCUGCAGUACAUGUGCUAUAGUGUAUCACCGGAAAUGCCAUAGUGUCGUAGAAGUACAGAAAAUUGCCGAGAUGUCGCGUCCUGCAGGUUCCCAGUUAAAAAGAAAAUUGGAAGAAGUAAAAUCAAAGGCGGAGAUGAUUGUUAAACACACUGAAUCAUCGAAACAACAACUCAGUAAAGAUAUCAAAGCAAUAUUUGCGGAAAUAAAAAGAAUGCGAGGUGACAUAAAUAAAAUGUUCAGCGACUUGGAAGUUUACGUUACCAGGGAAACUGACGUAUUUCAGGCUGAAGUAACUAAUGAAUUGGCAAAGACACGAUCCAGUGGUGAGAAACAUAUCGCUGAUGCUACAGUCACUGGAAAUUGUUGAUACGGCUCUGGAGAAAGGGGCGCCAUCACAGCAGUUUAUAGUAGAAGAGACAUUGAAGAAACAGGCCGAUGAGCUUCACAGGGACGUGGACAAUGAAUGUCAAAAGUUACAGUUUGCUAGCAUUUCCUUUAGAUUUGAUGAAACAGUAAAGUUGCCACCACUUCCCAUUUCUGCUUACGUUCCAGGAAAGUUAACAUUAAGUUACACCCUGCCUGAAGCAAAGAAAUCUGCCGCACCUGUAGAUACGAUUGUUAAGUUAACGAAGAUUACUUCUAUUGAUCUUAAGCAGACUGGAGAUGAUGUCAUGGAACAAUUAUACACAGGCCUGGCUUUCCUGCCGGAUGGUAGACUGGUUGUCUUGGAUAAUCACAAGCAGAAAUGUUUGAUUUACAACGAGAAGUUUGAGAAAGUAGGAUCAUAUCAGUUAUCGUAUCACCCGCAGAGUGUUAUUGCAGUAUCCGAGGAGGAAGUGGCGAUAACAAGUAGAAAUCCUUGUAAGAUAGAUUUAUUUCGUGUCAGUAAAUCAAAUGAUUUAACUUUGACCAAGACUUGUAAAGUAACGACACAGUAUGACUCUAUAUGUCUUAAAGAUGAUAGAAACUUUGUUGUUGGAACUAUUGAUGAUACAAGGCAUGUUCGUAUUGUAUCAAUGUCGGGAGAAGAGAAAGAUUUUAGCGUCAGUUUUCCAGAAAAGAAAUAUUCUUUACGCACUAGUGCGUGCAACUAUAUAAGGAAUACGGAGAAGAUGAUACUAACCGAUCGGCACGAGGAUACUGUAUAUAUAUACGACGUUGCGACCAGCACCAGAGUCGUUGUCAUGGACGACCAGAUCAAGGAACCAGUUGGUGUUGCAGUAGGUCCAUCCGACUGUAUCCUGGUUUGCAGUAAAGGAAACAAUUCAAUUGUACAGAUGUCUCAAACAGGUCGGAUCCUAUCAUCACACAAGUUAGAUAUGGAAUAUCCACACAGAGUCUGUGUUUCAAAGGAUCAAUCUAUCCUUGCUGUCACAAACAACUAUAGGGGUAAAAUGAAGUUACAGGUUUUUAAACCUACAUGCUCUAUGUGAUUUUACUUAUUUUUAUCAUUUAGUAAACAGAAGUAUAAAUUAAAGAUAUUCAAUUUUGAUAGAAAAACCUUUUGAUGUACCAUUCAUGUAUUAUUUUCAAUAUCUUUUCAAUAUCUAAAACCUUAAUUACUAACACUCAACUAGCACUUUACAAACACCACACGUUACUGUUUGUCGUUUAAGAUUAUAUAAGACCCAAACGCAUGGCUUAAAAUGUGAACUUUUAUAGUAUCCCUGUAAACAUAUUAUUACCAUGCUUUUGUGUAUAAACAUUUCUGUAUGUAAGAUUAAAAACAGUACACACAUAAAACUUGUAUAGCUUAGCACAGUUUAAUUGUGAACUACAACUAAACAACUGGACGGUUUAUAUAUAAUUUAUAAAUUUAAUAAAUUUAAAUUCAGUUAUUGGGGACUUUCUACCUUUGAAGUAGGUCUAUAUAGAAAUAAGCUAAUUGUAUGAAAGAUGCACAUUGAAUUAUAUCAUAAGCUCUAUACUGUUCUGAUUCAGUAGUUAUUAAAAGAACAGACAGUGUGGCAU